CUUUAAGGCCAGCUGUAAAUUAAAAGGCCGCAUUCGCUGCGCCAAAUGAAACUCGCGUUCUUAUCAGGGUUAAUGAAUUGAGUUAUAUGUGAUACCACUACAAAUGUACUGUGGUCAAGUUUAAAUAUAUCAUGACAAGGACAGAAGAGGUGGCGUAAAUAGUCGGGGCCGCGACCCACAGCGCGACUUCCCAACCGAGGGCCGGCAAGCUGGGCGAGCGAAUGGAGAAGGAGGAAGAUGCAGAGGCGGAGACUCAGGAGCUGCUCCUCAGCCUGCUGGAUGUGCGCAGCCCCUCCGCUGCAGCGGCGGCUGUGGCAGCGGCAGCCGCCGCCGCUGCAGCCGCCAUGUCUCCCGUACACUCGCGCUCCCCACUGGCCUCGCCGCUGGCCUCCGGCGGCGGCGGCCUGCCCGACUUGGCCGAAGCAGCCAGCCCCAGCCGCCCUGCCACCAGCGGCGCCGGCAGUAGCAGUGGCGGAGCUGGCUAUGUGGCAGUAGCAGACGGCCUCGACCUAGCGCAGGGUGAUGUGCAAGGCAGGCGGCCAUCGGGCUCCGAGGCCUCCACCCGGAGUCAGUGGCUGGGCGGUGACCGCGGGGGCGCAGGCGGGGGCGGCGGCGAGGGCACUGGGGAAAGGCCAACUCCACGGCUAUCGGGUGGAGUGGCUUUGGAGGGCGGCUCGCGGCGGCCCUCUGACGCCAGUGCAGCGGGUGCAGCUGGGACUGCGUGGGGCGCAGCCGGAGCGGGGCCGGUGCCGCCGGUGCCGCCACCCGCAACGGCUGCGGCGACGGGGGCAGGCCGCGCGUCCGCUAGCGGCACCAGCACCAGCGGCAGCGGCAGUGGCAGCCGGCAGGCUUCAGGGCGCAAGGUGUCUGCAAGCGGCACGCCCGCCGCCGGUGCGGGCCGGCAGGCGCAGCCAGGCCUCCACAGCCCCGGCCAGGGGCCACUGGAUGGCGGGGAGGCGGCGGAGGCGGCGGCGCGGCCCAGCCCCGCGCCGCAUGUCGGGACCGGCAGCAGUCACCGCCCGCCGCUGCCGCCCGGUCACCACCACACAGCGGGUGCGCCCGCCGCCUCGCCGGCUGCUGGCCCCACUGCUGCGGCCGCGGGGCGGGGGACGUCACAGCGGCGUGUCAUCAGUGGCGCCAGCAGCCAUGGGGACGGCGGCGCAGGGGGUGCUGGAGGCGCAGGGGCAGGGGACGAGCAGCAGCGGGAGCGGCGGGCCUCAGGCGGAGCCGCGGGGCCCACCUCCAGCGCUGAGGCCGGUCCAGCUGCAGUGGGGUCGGAGCCAAAGCCGCGGCAGCCAUCGGGCUCCGGACACGCCCCCGGCCCCAGCAGUGGCCGCACGUCGGGUGCAGGGGGGCCGGGGCCGGGGCUGCCGGGUGUGGGGGAGGUCCGACCCCUGAGCGCCAGCAGCGGGCGACACCUGCCGCCGGUCUCAGCACCGCAGGCCGCCACAGCCGCCUCGCCGCCGGGGCCAGCGAGCGGUCCGGCGCUGGGGCACACACACGCGCAGGGGCCGUCCCCACCGGCCGCGCUGCCGUCUGGCGGCGGCGGCGGCGGCGGCGGCGGCAGGGCCGUGCGCUUCUCGUAUACUGGCGACGACAGCGACACCGCACCAGGCGCUGCAGCAGCAGCAGCAGCAGCAGCGGGUGGGCUGCCGCCCGUGCGCCGCCCCAGUGACGGCGCGCCGCCGCCACACGGCGCCUUGCACCUGCCGCCACACCUGGGGUCACCCAGCGGGGCCGGGGCAGGGGCAGGCGAGCCCGGCAGCGGCCCUGUGGGCGGCCUGUCACCGCAGCCGCGUGGGGCCGGCAGCCGCAACACCUCCAGCAACGGCGCAGCGCACAUUCCUUCCGGCCCCAGUACUGCCACUGCUGCUAGCGCGGCUGCUGCUGCCGGCAGCCCCGUGGCGGACGACGUGCUACUGCCGACCCGCCGCUCCGGGCCCAGCCGCGCCGCCAGUCACGACCUCCGCCAGGCCAGCAGCUGGUCUGACCUGGCGCCGCCGCCGCCACUGCCGCCGCCGCCGCACAGCCACCCGCACCCCCUGAACAGGCGACCCACGGGCGACGGAGGGGCCGGCGGGGCAGGCGGGCGCACCUCGGGCAGCGGGACGCAGGCGGGCGGCGCGACGCCGGUGCUGCUGUCGCCGGAGAGCGGAGGGCAGGCGGGCGGCGGCGGAGCCAAAGCCAUGCUCGCAGGUAGCGGUGGCGGCGGCGCCGGCGGCGGUGCAGGUGCCAUCAAUAGUGCCAAUGCUGGGCCGCACGCGAUACGGCGAGCGGUGGAGCUGUCCCCGCUUGUUGCGGCGGCGGCGGUGGCGGCGGCGGCGGCGAGCGGCUUGCCUGGCGGGGGCCCUGGCGCGGAGGUGGCGCUGCGUGAGGCGCUGGCGAGGCAGGCGGUUGAGAACGCAGCGGUGCUGACGGCGGCUGCUGACGGCGACGGCGACGGUCUCUUGCGGCCCUGGUCCGCGAGCAGCAGCCACAGCGCCCUGGGUCGCGGCGGCGGCGGCGGGGCAGGUGGCGGCGGCGGCGGGCUGGGUGGUGUGCUGGAGACUGACUACGGGUACGCGCGCGUUGUGGCCCAGCACACAGGUCUGGUGGUGGGUGGAGGCGGCGCGUCACCCCUCACGAGCGGCGCAGGCGGCUUGCGUUCGCUGCAGUCGGGGCUGGGCAGCUCGGGCCGGCGGACGGCGCUGGCGCCGCUGCCGCUGCUGCCGUCUCUGACCACGGCGUCGUCACACGGCGUCCCGGACCUGCCGCUGCCGCUGCCGCUGCCGGGGGGGCUGCUGUCGCCGUCAGCAGGUGGGACCGAGGGCCCGGGCAGCGGCGGCCCUGCUGCUGGUGGCAUGUCGCAGCAGCAGCGCAAUGGCGCUGGCGGCAGCAUCAGCCCGCUACCGUCGUGGCAGCCGCUGGGCUCCACUCCGGGGCCGGGCGCCCGCAGCUUCAAAUCGGCUCUGAAGGGCAACGCCGGCAGCAGCGCCGGCGCCCCGCCGUCAGAGCAGUCCGGCACGCCCAUGGAUGCCGCUGACUCCGGUGGCGGCGGUGGUGGAGGUCUGUCGCUGCCGGGCCUGCCACGGGGAGGGACCGGGCGGGCGCUGUCGCAGCGGCGAGGCAGUGGCUUCAGCGCCGCCGCCACUGCCGCCGCGGCACCAGGUAGUGGUGCUGACAGCGGCGUGGACUCGCCGUCGGUGCUGGCGCGCGUGUUGGCGGCUGGUGGCGUAGGGGCGGGGGCGGGGGCGGGCGGCGGCAGCGGCGGCCCCGGCAGUGCAUCGCUGCUGGGGCAUGUCGGGGCCGGGGCCGGGGGUGUGGAUGUGGACCUGGACGGCAUGCCGCCGCUGGACCUGAGCAACGCGGAGAGCGUGGACGUGCGGAUACACUGCCUCACGUUCAACAUGGGCGGUGUGACGCCGCCGGCCGCCGCGCUGCCUGAGACGCUGUUCAGCGGCUCCUGCCUGGGGCCCGGAGACGUGCCGCUGGCGGGGGCGGCGGGCGGCGGCGGCGGCGGCGGCGGUGUGGGCGAGCUGCUGGGCGGCGGCGGCGGGGAGGACGGCGGCGGCGGCGGCGCGGCGGGGGGCGACGCAGCGGACCUGUACGUCUUCUCAUCGCAGGAGAGCGGCCCGCUGUCGGAGUGGGAGGCGGCUGUGUCCGCGCACCUGGGCCGCCGCUAUGUGCGGGUGGCGGCGGAGAGCCUCAUGGCCAUUCACAUACUGCUGUUCGCCACCCGGCCCCUGGCGCCGCACAUCAAGGAGGUCCGCACCAGCAGUGUGGCCACGGGUGUGGGCAACGUGUUGGGCAACAAGGGCGGAGUGGCGGUCACAUUCAGCCUGGCGGGGGCGCAGGUGCUGCUGGUGGGCGCGCACUUCGCCGCCCACGACGCCUACGUGGAGCGCCGCAACGCCGACUUCCACCGCAUAUGCGCCGGACUCUUCGCAGCGCCGCCCGCAGCAGCACCAGCACCCGCCGCGGCCGGGCCGCCAGCCAGCACCUCACACAACAGCCACGGCAGCGGCCCCGGCUCCGCAGCCACCGCCCGCCCCUCGGGCGAGUUCGCGCGCUCCUCCGCGGGGACAGGCCCCGGGUCCGGCCCCCAUUCUUCGCACGUGUACGGCGGCGGCGGCGGCGGUGGGGCGCAUGCGGGUGGCUACGCCUCCACCCCUGAGAGCCGCUCACCCACCGCUGGCCGCCCGCCCAGAGGAGGCGCCGGAGGCGGCGGCGGCGGCGGCGGCUUCACGGCUGGCGGCCCCACACUCUCUCGCUUCAGCCGCGGCUUUGGCCUGGCCUCGCGCGACAACGGGUCAGGGGCAGGGGCGGGGGCGGGGGGGCCGCCGUCAGCUGCGCCGACGGAGCCGGGUGUGGAGGAGGUCGGGUCGGGCGGCGGCGGCGGCGGCGGCGCUCCGCUUGCUCGCGGUCUGAGCCGCCAGCUCAGCUCCGAGUCCACCAGCUCCGUCAUGUCAGCGGCGUCGCACUACCACGGUGGCGGUGGCGGCGCCGGGUUCGGCGGCGGCGUGGCCAGCCGCGCCCCCUCCAUGUCUGGCGGCACCCGCUCCCGCGCCGCCUCCUUCUUCAGCGGCAUGUCCUUCGCCACCGCCGCCCGCACCUCCACAGCCCUGCUGGCGCACUUUGACGUGGUGCUGUGGAUGGGCGACCUCAACUACCGCAUUGCAGGCAACCCAGAGGUUGUCAAGUUCGCCAUUGACAACAACAUGGUGGAGGUGCUGGCUGCCAACGACCAGCUGAGGAACCAGCAGAAGAAGGGCAAGGUGCUGCAGGGCUUCCACGAGAUGCCCAUCGCCUUCGCGCCCACCUUCAAGUUCACGCCCGGCACCGACCGCUACGACCUGAAGCGCACGCCCGCCUGGACCGACCGCGUGUUGUACGCGGUGCACGCCGACCCGCUGUUCGCCGACCUCAAGCCCCUCUACUACAUGGCGGUGCCGGAGCUGCGCACCAGCGACCACAAGCCCGUCAUCGCCGGCUUCGAGCUGUCCGUCAGCCCGCAGCACGCCAACGCGGGACGCCACUCCAAGCGCGCGGGCUGCUCCAUCAUGUAAUGCCGCGUGGUGGUGGUGAUGCGGAGGGGGCGGGAGGGGGCGGGAAAAGUGACGGAGUGGAGUGGAGGAGUGGAACGGGAGUGCGGGAGGCUUGGCGGGAGGAGCAGGGCUGGGUGGUGGCGUACUGGGACUGAGGCAGGUUGGCUGGGGAGUGAUGGUAAUUUUGUGAGCUGACCUCAACUGUGGCCGGGACGUAUAGUUCAUAACGCCAUAUUUGCUACCUAACCCGGGAAGGGCAUUAAAGACCUUUUUGGCCAAUCGGGGGUGAUGGGACGUGACUGUAUGCAGCGCGGCAGGUUGUGACGUGACCGUGUACUGCUUGAUGUGACAUCUGUGAUCACUGACCACCCAUGUUGAGAAGUGGCGAGGUGGCCUUGGACGAGUGGACGACUGCAUGUGAGGGGCGGGGCCGGGGAGCAUGCCCCGUGUAUAAUGCUCUGGAUGCUGUGCGGGAUGGCUGGGCCGACAUAAUACGCGCCAUUGGCAAAUCAGACGAGUGAUUACCAACAAGGGGUGUCAGCUUUGUACAGCUGGAAAAUGGGCUGAGCCCCCGUACGCUUGGGAGCUAAUAGGCGUGUAACGCCCCACAGUC
Messenger RNA from Chlamydomonas reinhardtii, 5637 nucleotides. RefSeq lists its product as uncharacterized. Gene Ontology annotation, biological process: phosphatidylinositol dephosphorylation. The record is from RefSeq and is a predicted model, not a curated record. Bases 222 to 5045 code for a protein of 1607 amino acids. Lineage: Eukaryota; Viridiplantae; Chlorophyta; Chlorophyceae; Chlamydomonadales; Chlamydomonadaceae. Gene Ontology annotation, molecular function: phosphatase activity. The transcript has 9 exons.